Rhododendron vialii is the source of this 1457-nucleotide messenger RNA. RefSeq names its product anamorsin homolog. The record is from RefSeq and is a predicted model, not a curated record. Gene Ontology annotation, cellular component: cytoplasm. Gene Ontology annotation, molecular function: S-adenosylmethionine-dependent methyltransferase activity; iron-sulfur cluster binding. The coding region runs from base 247 to 1065 and encodes 272 amino acids. NCBI's taxonomy places the organism in Eukaryota, Viridiplantae, Streptophyta, Magnoliopsida, Ericales, Ericaceae. Gene Ontology annotation, biological process: iron-sulfur cluster assembly. The transcript is spliced from 8 exons.
ACCGCUUGGACUUUUCGUUCGCACAUUGAUGCACCGCCAUCACACCCAAUCCUCCCACCACCGCGUUUAAAGUAUUCAAAGCCCGCGGGUUUCGUCUAGCUCGCCGCCAUCAAAACAACAAUCUAGAGAGAGAGAGAGAGAGAGAGAGAGAGUCGGCAAUCGGCGUCGAAGUUACAGCCUUUCCAGCCGUUGUGCGGUGUAUUAGGGUUUCGUUUGAUCGUCACCGAACGCCGGCCCUCUUACGACAUGGACACUAAAGUGAUGCAGGGUAGUAUAUUGGCGCUUACUGAUAUGGCAGUUUUGCCUAUUAGUGCAGUUUUAAAUGCUAUUAAGUUGAUAAAGAAUGAAGGAGUGGAACAGUUUGAUCCUCUGAUCAUCACUCAAGCUUCAUUGCUAACUGAGCUGCCAAGAGAUUCCUCGUCAGUGGAUGUAAUCAUAUUUAUCUGUACAUCGUCUGAAUUUCCUGGUGAUCAAUUGUUUGGAGAAAUCUCACGAGUGUUGAGGCCUGGUGGAACUGUCCUACUUCACCAGAGAUUUAAAUCUGCAACUGGGAAAAUGUUUGAGCGCAAAUUGCUUGUAGCAGGGUUCUUAGAUGUUCAGAUUUUUCCAGUGAAGCCGGUUUCACAAUCUGAAGCAUUAGACUCUCUUGGCAUUAGAGCAACAAAGUCUUCUUGGAAGGCUGGUUCAUCCUUUGCUCUCAAGAAGAAGCCUGCAAAAAGCUUGCCGAAGGUCCAGAUUAAUGAUGAUAUGGAUUUGAUUGACGAGGAUAGCCUUUUGACUGAAGAGGAUUUGAAGAAACCCCAGUUGCCAACCAUUGGUGAUUGUGAAGUUGGAAGUACAAGGAAAGCGUGCAAAAAUUGCACUUGCGGAAGGGCCGAGGAGGAGGAGAAAGUACAGAAGCUAGGACCGACUAUGGACCAGCUGGACAAUCCUCAAUCGGCAUGUGGCAGUUGUGGACUAGGUGAUGCUUUUCGGUGCAGUACAUGCCCUUACAAGGGUCUCCCUCCUUUCAAACUUGGUGAGAAGGUUACUUUGUCGGGAAACUUUCUUACUGCUGACAUCUAAGAGAAUGAAUCAUCCGAGGUACAGGAUUAUCAGAGAUUACCUGCAUCUAAGAGGUUUAACCAAGUAGCUGCCUUGUGUCACUGAUUUUUUUGGUGUUGUUCGUGGUUUCUCGUUUCUUGCUCCGCUUCUAGGACUCAACACAGUGUCCCCAUUCGAUGGGAUAUGGGCGGGGGAGUAUUAAGUAGCUUUCGCAAGGAAAUUGAUCCUGACAGUGAUAGCAGAGUACUCUUGUGAGAAUAACUAGUUUUUGUUUGUUUAAAAAUUACUAGUGGACUGAAGUUUCAUGUUAGAGAACAAGUAGUUUUUCUUCUUGAUUUUGCAGCUUACAAGGGGGUGAAAAGAUGGAUUUGUUUAUGAGAAAUCUGAAAGUUGAAUAUUAUGCUUUCACGCAA